Sus scrofa (pig) is the source of this 1320-nucleotide messenger RNA. NCBI's taxonomy places the organism in Eukaryota, Metazoa, Chordata, Mammalia, Artiodactyla, Suidae. The record is from RefSeq and is a predicted model, not a curated record.
AAUAGAGCCAGGCUCCCGAGAAGAGGCAGUUCCCCUUCCUGUGGGGCUGCAGACCUGACAGCCCCGUGACAGGAAGGACCAGCCUCUGAGGGGCCACACCCUGGGCCCUGUCUGUCCUGAGGGCGCCGGGCUCUCCUCCAGCUGCACAGCCUGGACCACGGGGAGGAGACGCCAUGACCCCCAUGCUCCCGGGCCUGCUCUACCUCGGGCUGAAUGUGGGCCUGGGGACCCAGGUGCAGGCAGGGAUUCUCCCCAAACCCACCCUCUGGGCUGAGCCAGGCCCUCUGGUCACCUGGAAUAGCCCUGUGACCAUCUGGUGUCAGGGGGCUCUGUGGGCCCAGGAGUUCCAUCUGGUUAAAGAGGGAAGGCAAAUUCCCUGGUACCAACUGAGACCACUGGAGGAUCGGGUCACGGCCAAGUUCUCCAUUCAAUACAUGACCCAGGUCUACGCAGGGAGGUACCGCUGUUACUACAUCAGUCCCAUUGGCGAGUCACAGCCCAGCGAUGCCCUGGAACUGGUGGUGACAGGAGACCACAGCAAACCCGCCCUCUCAGCCCUGCCCAGCCCUGUGGUGGCCUCAGGAGGGAACGUGACCCUCCAGUGUGGCUCAUGGCACAGAUAUGACAGGUUCAUCCUGACUAAGGAAGGAGAACACAAGUCCUCCUGGACCCUGGACACACAGAGACACCCCGAUGGGCAGACCCAGGCCCUGUUUUCUGUGGGCCCUGUGACCCCUAGCCACAGGGGGACAUUCAGAUGCUAUGGCUAUUUCAGAGACAAACCCCAGGUGUGGUCAGAACCCAGUGACCCCCUGGAGCUCCUGGUCUCAGGGGGCUCUGGGAAGCCCUCCCUCCUGACCCCGCAGGGCCCUGUCGUGGCCUCUGGACAGAGCCUGACCCUCCAGUGUCGCUCUGCCAUCAGCUAUGACAGGUUUGCUCUGGCCAAGGAGGGGGCACAGUACCUCCUCCAGUGCCUUGCCCAGCAGCCCCAGGCUGGGCUCUCUCAGGCCCACUUCCGCCUGGGCCAGGUGAGCGGCCUCCAUGGGGGCCGGUACAGAUGCUAUGGUGGACACAACCUCUCCUCCCUGUGGUCGGUCCCCAGUGACCCCCUGGACAUCCUGGUGGCAGGUGAGGAGCCAGCGGGUCAGCGGGGACCCACCUCUGCACAGGCCCUGCUGGGGGAGCCCCAGGGGGAUGCUGGGACCAGGGGGAGGGGUCCCCAGGGAGGGAGGGACAGCCAGACUGGAGGUCGGGGGGAUGGAGAGGCUCAGAGAAACACAGACACACACAGAUGAGGGUCCUCGGAGAUGCCCUGCCGAG